Messenger RNA from Acanthopagrus latus (yellowfin seabream), 3117 nucleotides. It is a transcript of the gene rfx1b, whose product is annotated as regulatory factor X, 1b (influences HLA class II expression). The coding region runs from base 345 to 2885 and encodes 846 amino acids. Gene Ontology annotation, cellular component: nucleus. Gene Ontology annotation, molecular function: DNA-binding transcription factor activity, RNA polymerase II-specific; RNA polymerase II cis-regulatory region sequence-specific DNA binding. Gene Ontology annotation, biological process: regulation of transcription by RNA polymerase II. The record is from RefSeq and is a predicted model, not a curated record. NCBI's taxonomy places the organism in Eukaryota, Metazoa, Chordata, Actinopteri, Spariformes, Sparidae. The transcript is spliced from 18 exons.
UCAGAAAAGUAACAGAAGAAGUGGUCAUUUGACGUCGGGCUCUGGUGAAGGUGACAGACACGGCCUGUCUACCAAUCGACGAGCUUUCGUUUCACACGACGCUGCAACCUCCUCCCAAGCAAGCCAAUCAGCAUUUAGUGUAGGGCGGGGCGAUGACGAGAGGGUAGCAACAGUUGCCCCGGUGAAGGCAUGAAGGCGCCAUAGUCACGGUAGUCCUGGCGACAAGAACCAAGCAACGGGAGUCAACAAUAACAACGUAAAUCUAAAGAAAAAACUUGAACGACUUAAAAAGGACAAUACUGGGAUAAACUAGAGCGAACUAGUUACUCAAAGCAUUCGUUGCCAUGGCAACUUCUGGAUACUCGGAGGACCUUCAGCCUCAGCAGGCCAACACGGUAACCAUAGCAACACCUGCUGCCACCACACCCUCAUCGGCAAAGACGCCACACUUCCUGUCUGAGAUCCCACCAACCUCUGGAACCAUUGCGUCGGCAAACCAAUCAGCUGCUGCCUCAAAAACAGGACAGGAUGCACUUUGUUCUCAGGCACCGCCCAUCCAGGCCCAGAGUCAGAAGGCUGUGGUUCUGACCACUCCCACACAGCACUAUGUAACUCCUGAAAUCCAGAAGAGUAAUGGUCAGGGCAACUCGCCUCAGUACAUCAUAGUGACUGUUACAGAGGGCUCCGUUCACUCCAAUGACAGCCUGUCCGACUCCAGCCCACCUGCCCCUGGUGUUCCAACUCAGGUUGUCCAGCCAGUGCAGACCACCCAGCAGCAGAGGUCAGUGUUGCAAGCGGUGUCGCAGGCGGCCAAGAGGAUUCAGACUGGCCACAUCAACAACCUGCAGUCUGUGCACAUCAACCAGGAGGUGGAGCAUGUGUACUCUGGCCAGGUGUACGUGGAUGGAGGAGGAGACACAACAUUUACUACAUCCACAAUCCGAUCAAGCACCUACCCUUUCUCGGACUCGCCCCUCUACUCCCAGACCCCUCCUGCCUCCUCCUCAACCUACUAUGAGUCCACGCCCAGCUCUGAGUCAGACAUCACCAGCUCUGUGACCUCGCAGCCAGUCUCUGUGGCAACAGCAGGAGCCAAUAGCGGGGGAGCGGCUGCGAGCGGAGGGGGCUAUGUCAUUCAGGGAGGUUAUGUGUUAGGAGGAGUAGGAGGGGGAGGAGGAGCGGCAGCCGCAGCAGCAGGUGGAGGAGGGCAGAGUUACUCCAGCCCUAACUCUCGUGCCCCCCCUGCUACUGUGCAGUGGCUGUGUGAUAACUACGAGGGGGCGGAGGGGGUGAGCUUACCUCGCUGCACCCUCUACUACCACUACCUGCUGCACUGCCAGGAGCAGAAACUAGAACCUGUUAAUGCUGCAUCCUUUGGCAAACUCAUCAGGUCUGUCUUCAUGGGGCUACGUACACGGAGAUUGGGGACCAGAGGGAACUCUAAGUACCACUACUAUGGUCUGAGGAUCAAAUCUGGUUCCCCUCUGCUCAGACUGAUGGAUGAACAACAGCACAUGGCGAUGAGGCAGCAGCCUUUCACGCAGAAAAACAGGCUAAAGCCAGUUCAGAAAACACAGGGGAUCACCAAUGGCACAUCAGGUGGGAUAGGGCAGCAGCAGGCGACGGCGCUCUGUGAUAUUUCGGCACAGGUGCAGCAGUAUCAGCAGUUUCUGGAGGCAUCAAGGCCACUGCCUGACUUUGUGGACAUUGAUCUCCAAGAUCGAACUCUGCCCGAUGGGAUCCUUUUAGAACACCUCAAGGCCUUUCAGACUCUCUACAAAGAACACUGUGAGGCCAUUUUGGACGUCAUGGUCAACCUUCAGUUCACUCUUGUGGAGACGCUGUGGAAAUCCUUCUGGAGGUUCAGCCAGAGCAUUGACACAGAAUCACUUAACCUGCACAAUGAGUCAGAGAAGCGUCUGCCCAAAUCGUGUCUGGUGGUGCUAUGCAAGUUCGAGCCGGUGCUGCAGUGGACGAGAGAGUGCGACAACCUGCUCUACCAAACUCUGGUGGAGAUGCUCAUCCCUGAUGUACUGAGACCCAUCCCUAGUGCCUUAACUCAGGCCAUCCGUAACUUUGCCAAAAGUCUGGAGAACUGGUUGACAGGUGCCAUGAUGAACAUCCCAGAAGAGAUGGUCCGUAUAAAGGUGGUGUGUGUGGGCUCCUUCUCCCAGACGCUGCGCCGCUACACCAGCCUGAACCACCUGGCCCAAGCUGCUCGAGCCGUCCUCCAGAACUCAGCCCAGAUCAACCAGAUGCUCUCAGACCUCAACCGGGUGGAUUUCACUAAUGUACAGGAGCAGGCAUCCUGGGUGUGUCAGUGUGAAGACCGUGUGGUGCAGCGGCUGGAGCAAGACUUUAAAAUGACUCUGCAGCAGCAAAACUCGCUGGAGCAGUGGGCUACAUGGCUGGAUGGUGUCGUCUCUCAGGCACUUAAGCCCUAUGAGCAAAACCCUGUCGCCCUCCCAAAGGCUGCCAAGGUCUUCCUGCUCAACUGGUCCUUCUAUAGUUCUAUGGUAAUCCGUGACCUGACUCUGCGCAGUGCUGCCAGUUUUGGCUCCUUUCACCUGAUCCGCUUGCUGUAUGAUGAGUACAUGUACUACCUGAUCGAACACAGAGUGGCCCAGGCUAAAGGAGUGACACCCAUUGCAGUCAUGGGAGAGUUUGCUAGCACAACCAAGAGCCGAAUCUCACCGGACCCAGAGAAAGAAGAAGAAGAGGACGAUGAGGAAGAGGAGAGCGACGACGAGACUGGAGAUUUGGUGCUGCAGUCCAGCUCUCUGAGCGCGGUCGACAUGAAAGAGCCGAUGGAGCCACCUGCCAAGCAGCCCAGGACGAGUUUAAAUCUGCACACUCUGACUGAGACCCACAGCACACCACCUUAGUCACUCAUCUCACACACUUUACACACAUCUGUUACUUUAAGUUUAACAUCAUGUCAUCCCAUUCUCAUGUCAUCCUGUGUGCUUCUGGUUUGCAAACAGAUGAUGUUUUGUGUUGAACGUGUGGUCACCUGGUGUGUGUGUGUGUGUGUGUGUGUAAGCAUGUGAGACAUUUGGAGAGCCUUUUGCCAAAUUUGUAUCUCGUACUUUUGUGCUGCCAUUCUUUUCCUCUUUG